CGGCCGGGUAAACAUCAGGGAGGCGAGCAGAGGUGUUGAUGAUCAGGUGUCGUCCCUGACUCUGGGCCCGUGGGGUCCGACCGCCCUCCAUUUCAGCCCUACGAGAUGCCCACAGGUUGGGGUGGCCAUCUGCAUGCCCCCCGUAAGGUAUGUUGCCUUGCCAAUUGGUCAUGGGCAGCCGAUCCGGCACCGCGCGCAGGCGAUCGAGCUGCGGGAUCCUAGAAUCGGCAUUGAAAGAUCAUUACCUGCACCAGUGAAGGAUUCUCGCAAUCGCGAACUCAGCCCUACGGACUCCCGCCAAGCACGCAGGCACUGGCCUCGGCUACGGAGGUACCCGAUUCCGUGGCUCUCGCCGUCGUUUUGUCUCUUGCUAAUGAUCCUGAGCACCAUUCUUCACCGGCGACGGAGUACCUCAGUUCUACUGUGGUAGUAGAACGGGCUGCGCCACUGAUUUGCUGGGUGUUGGAUGCCAGAAGCUGUCUGGAAGCACACCAACUAGAGGCGGUGAGCCUCGGCGGGACGGGUGGGGAGCCAAGGCCGUUCGCUUGUGGGAGAGCUAGAAACGACUGCCAAAGAGCUUCCCGCACCAAC
Messenger RNA from Parathielavia appendiculata, 591 nucleotides. RefSeq lists its product as uncharacterized. NCBI's taxonomy places the organism in Eukaryota, Fungi, Ascomycota, Sordariomycetes, Sordariales, Chaetomiaceae. The transcript has a single exon. The record is from RefSeq and is a predicted model, not a curated record. Bases 134 to 430 code for a protein of 98 amino acids.